This is a messenger RNA of Kluyveromyces marxianus DMKU3-1042, 2631 nucleotides long. RefSeq names its product glucose-induced degradation complex subunit VID30 (gene VID30). Gene Ontology annotation, biological process: cytoskeleton organization; cell surface receptor signaling pathway. The transcript has a single exon. Gene Ontology annotation, molecular function: protein binding. The record is from RefSeq and is a predicted model, not a curated record. NCBI's taxonomy places the organism in Eukaryota, Fungi, Ascomycota, Saccharomycetes, Saccharomycetales, Saccharomycetaceae. Gene Ontology annotation, cellular component: cytoplasm. The coding region runs from base 1 to 2631 and encodes 876 amino acids.
AUGAGCAGCAACAAGAUGGAUUUAGUGGAUCAUGAGUACAUGGUAUCCAUGUUUCCCCGCUAUCUGCUAAAACAGCCAAUAGCUCAUGAAUUAUGGAAAUUGUAUUACCAGCACAAGAAACUUUUCCAUAAACUAAAGACAAAAGAUGAACUUUUAAGUGUUGAAGUAGAGUCAUCAAAUUCUGUUGCAUUUCAGAACCUUAGAAGUUCUAACAAGUUAAACACUACUACCCGAAAAGAAAUCUGGGAAAAGUUAUCUCAGUUGGGCGUCUUAGGCACAAUACCAUAUGAUGCAUUAUCUGAUGAAUACCUAAUCCAGGUCCACAAAUACUUUUAUGCUAGAGAAAAUCCUUUUGGAUCAAAUGAGAGUCAAGGGGAUAUUGAUAUGACGAAACCUGCUAUGACAGAAGAAGAGUAUUUGGAGAGCUUAUUGCCACAAUCUGCGGAUGACGAAGACGACGACGAAGAAGAAGAUGAUGAUGCAGACGAUGACAAUGAUGAGGAAGAGGAAGAUGACGAUAUAGCAAAUGACGAAGAUGCAGAAGAGCAAGAGGACUCAGAUAAUACUGACGAAGAAGAAUCUUCAAAUCUUAUCGAUAGCUCCCGUAGGAUCCGAGAAGCAAGUGCCCAACUAGAGCAUGCAAACAGAAUUAGAAGGAGUAUUGGUAAUGAAAGAUUUGGUGAACCUGAAAUUGAGAACGUUGAGAAUGUUGCAUAUUUGCAUCAUAACAAAGCAAAGCACAAAUCAAUUUACUACCCAGAAGUAAGUGAAUCGAAACACACUAUACAAUUAAAACAAAAUCCAAUACCUGGUGAUAUCUAUAAAACUUUGGGGUAUCCUUUACCACAUAGGUGGCAACUUCAACCUGAUAAUAGCAUUUUAUUACCUCAAGAUGGAUGUGCAAUGCUAAGGGUCAACCCAAACUGGCAUGCCUUGUCUUCAUAUGGACGAGCUAGCCCAAUAAUGAACAGCAGACUUAGAGUGAAUAUAAACUCGAAGAAAAAACAACAAUGGGCAACUACUUGGGCAAACAACGGAGUAAAUCACACUAAAUGUGCCAUAUUCUAUUUUGAAAUAAGAGUAUUAUCUGUUACUAGCUCACAGGCAGGAAGAAAUAGUCAUGUAUUAGUUGGAUUCAAAAAUUGGGCUAAAGUCAACGACAAAACGUCUAACUCCGAAAUAGCUCCUUCAGAAAAUUCCGCAGGAUCUACGUCUGGGCAUACAACCAUGCUUAGGAACGUGCUAGAUGGUAAUAGGAACACCUCCUCAUCACCAAACUCAUCAUCGCAACAAUCUCAAAGUGAUGUCGAAACAUUUUCAUAUUCUGGACUGGAUGGGAAUAAAUUUGAUACUUCAGGUAGUCAAAAAUACUCUAGACCUUUCGGUAACGAUGAUAUUAUUGGCUGCGGUGUAAAUUUCAUAGAAGGUACCAUAUUUUUUACUAAAAAUGGUAUAUUUUUGGGUAAUGCUUUUGAAGGCUGUUUUGACAUCGACUUAGUACCAUUUGUAUCUAUUAAAUCUGGAAACUCUUUGAGAACAAAUUUCGGCCUUACAGAAGAAUUUCUAUUUGACAUCGACCAAUAUCAACUGAAGUGGAAGUAUAAAACGUACUCUCAUAUCUUUAAGGCAGUAGAUUAUGAUCCUAGUUUAAAUUUUGAUGACGAAGAAUCAGAUACCGAAGAUUUUGAAAAGCUUAGUGAAGAUGUCGACCAGGACGUUGACAUGGACAUACAGGCAAGAGAGUUAAACUACCCUAGUAGCGGUGGCGAUGCUAUUGAUGAAGAUGAACCCGAUGGAUUCUUAUUAUCUCGCGACAGGAGAUUUAGUGGGGAGAAACUAUGGAAACCGAACACGACAAAAUUAAAUAACAUAAACUCCAACAAUGAUUCAAUUCCUUGUCAACUAAAUUCCAUGAUCAAUGAUUAUUUGAUUCACGAAGGAUAUAUUGAUGUUGCAAAGGGAUUUUUGAAAGAUUUACAGAGGGAUUGUAUUCCAAAUAACUCUGACGAAAGGGCACGUAUUGUUAUCCGGCAUAAUGAGAGGCAGAUUCAGAAAGAAGAGCAGAAUCUUCAAGUACGCCAAACCAUUCGUAGGUUUAUUCAGGACGGGGAAAUAUUAAAAUGUAUGAAAUUCAUAGAUGAGAAAUUUCCAGGAUUGUUGGAUAAACAUUUAGAGCUUACUUUUGAGAUGAAGUGUGCUGACUAUCUACUAUGCCUUGCACACCAAUCACCUGAAAAUGACAUGAUUGACAGUAUUUUGCUCAAGGGACAAGAAAUCUCGUCUCAAUUCUUGCAAAGCUCAAAUAUUCCAAAUGAAAUGAGACAUAUUUUUAGAGAGAGGUUCGAUGAAAUAUCCCCUUUAAUGGCAUAUGACAACCCUUCAAAAGAAUGUACUGAUGAUCGAUCAUUUUACUUAACACCAGCUUACUUACAAGAGCGUUUAUUCCAGACAAUCAAUACGCAUAUUCUUCAGUAUCUAGACAAGAAGAGCCAGAGCUCCCUAGAAAGUAUGAUUGGAUUUACUAGGGCUAUGGUUGCAACCUUGAUGGAAAAUGAUUGCUUCAAUCCAAGGGAUAAGGAACCGGCUUACCAUAAGUUGAUUAAUAUUGACGAAGACUUAUUAAAACUAUAG